Molecule: messenger RNA, 2475 nt
Organism: Closterium sp. NIES-65
Lineage: Eukaryota; Viridiplantae; Streptophyta; Zygnematophyceae; Desmidiales; Closteriaceae
Source: the annotation of a GenBank genome assembly
AUGACCGUACAGGACUAUCAAGGCUGUUUUCUCUACAAACCCGACAUGCCCCGCACCUGCUGCCCGGCCUACACCAUCCGCCUCGUGGCGGGGCGGUUUCAGCUCAACAAGGAGCAGCGCAAGGUGCUGCGGCGCAUGGAGAGGUUCCUCAACCUGUUGGAUCGUGGCUGGCGUCGGUCGGGUUGCUUCCUCUACAAGCCGGACAUGCCCCGCACCUGCUGCCCGGCCUACACCAUCCGUCUCGUGGCGGGGCGGUUUCAGCCCAACAAGGAGCAGCGCAAGGUGCUGAGGCGCAUGGAGAGGUUCCUCAGUGGAGACAUCGACCUUCCGCCCCCCAGGCCUAGAGAUUCCCCUGCUAACCGUGCAACGCCGCAGCAAUCAGACCCUGCAAAGGGGCAAGCCCUAGGGGAUGCACGGAUGGAAGGGGCUUCGACUAGAAAUCUGGAGCAAGGACCUUUGGCAGCAGUGCAGGCGCGUGUGGAAGGGGCUUUAAGCGGGGUGCUACAGCUAUGGAGGGAGCAGGGGAUGCUGCCUGCCAGCCUGGUGCUGCCUGCUGUGACACUCAGAUCUGUUCCUGUCAGCGUGAGGGCGCGAGUCGGGGAGGGGAAGGGAGGGGAGAGAGGGGAGGGAGGGAAAAGGAAGGGAGGGAAGGGUGGGAAGGGGAAGGGAGGGGAGGGAGGGAAGGGAGAGGAGGAAGGGGCAGGAGGGGCAGGGGAAAGCCAGCAGAAAGGAGCGUCUGCUCCUCUGCCUGUGCUGACGUCAAACAUUGCGUUUAUAAUCUGCUCCGGAUUAAAGAAACUGCAGCAGCAGCAUCCAGGGGUGACAGCCACACAGCAAUCAGCAAGCGGAGAAAGAGGGGGCACAAGCGCUCUCUCUUUAAGCUCUAGUGCACAGGAUUUAGCAGCAAAGCUGGUAGCCGAAGCAGAGGGGGGGUGGCAAAGGGGGGGACUGCCAGAGGGGGUGUGUGUGAGAGCCGUGCAUGGGCAUGUGAACGUGCUUGCUCCCGCCGCUCUGCUUCAUGGUGGCAUGACAACAGGCACGAAUCAUCAGCAACGGCAGCAGCAGCAGCAGGAAGAGCAGAAGCAGCAGCAACAGCAGCAGCAGCAGCAGCAGCAGCAACGGGACGAGCAGCAGGACCAGCAGCGGCAGCAGCAGGGGAAACAGCGCACCCCACGACGUUUAGAGAUAACAACCCACCCAUCGGCGUUCACUCAGGAGGAGUACGAGCUGUACCGCAAGUACCAGAUUCACGUGCACGAUGACAAGCCCUCCUCCGUCACCAGACGCGGCUACGAGAAUUUCCUCGUUAACACUCCCCUCAUACACGUCCCUCCACCUGCUCCUUCCACCUCCGCUCCUCCCACUUCCACUACUCCCCACCCACACUCAGUCCCGCCCCUAGAAGCGCCCAAGCCUGCCUCAGCGCCCCUCCCCUCCUGUGGGUACGGGUCUUUCCACCAGCAGUAUCGGAUCGAUGGGCGCUUAGUGGCCGUGGGGGUGGUGGACGUGCUGCCACGCUGCCUCUCAUCUAAGUAUCUCUUUUGGGACCCAGACUACGCGUUUCUGUCCCUGGGGAAGUUUUCCGCGCUGAAGGAGAUAGAGUGGGUGCAGCGCGAGCAGCAGCAGCGCCCUGAGCUCUUAUUGGAUUCGUACUAUAUGGGGUAUUAUAUCCACUCCUGCCCCAAGAUGACUUACAAGGCCGCGUAUGCACCGUCGGAUCUGCUCUGCCCUCUGCGCUACUUGUGGGUUCCGUUCUCCCUUGCUCGCCCUCUCCUCGGCCGCUCCCCCUACGUUGUUCUCUCCUCCGCGCUGCCAAAACGCCCCCACACCCCGGCCAGCCUUCCCUCUCUCACAAACUCGCACCAUCAGCCUCUCUCUUCCAUGGGAGGGGACGGGGCUACAGUGGGGGAGGGGCGAGAGGAGGGAGUGAGAGAGGCAGUGCGAGGGUAUACAGGGGUGGGGGGGGGACAGACCGAUGCAGAGAGAGCAGAGGCACGAGAACUACAGGCUGCUGCUGAGAGAGGGGCUGGUGGGUUGGACGAGACGAGUAGCAGGGAGGAUACUACUAACGAGUAUGGAGUGCAGGGAGGUGUGUACAGGGCCCAAGAGGACAGGAAAGGGGGCCAGGGGGGGAAAGAUGGGAUGGAGGUUGAUGCGGGAAGGGAAGGAGACUGGCGGAGAGGAAUGGUAGGAGGAGGGGGGGAAGCGGGUGGGAGUGAGUGUGGAGGAGGAGGGGAGAGAUGGCCCGAGGAGUCGAGUGAGGAGGAGCGGCAGGAGAGAAGCAGGGAGGUGGCAGCAACAGUGAUGGCCAUGCCACUGCUUAUCAACGGCUCCUUGCAGAUCAGCUUUUCGCAACUGCUGGAGAUGGGCUGGCUUUCCUCUGCCUCCACACGGGCCAUAACAGCAGCCCUUAAGACCUUCUGUGAAGCUGCUGGGCCUGAGGCAGCUAGGCGCAUUCUCUAUGUCGUUAGGUAG